AUGAAGGAAGAAGAUAGCGAUAAAGAUAAUUUACUAUCUUACAUUGACACUCAAAUUAGCAAAUAUAUAUCAAAAUUGACUAAGUCUACACCACAACAAGAAGUUGUUGAUAUGCCCAUUGAAUACGAACCAGGAAGUUGGAAGUUAUAUAUAGAAUAUAUGUAUGAUUAUACAGAUUCAAACCUAUCUAAGAACGAUCUAGAAGACAUUUGUCGGAACCAUGGUCUUCCAACUGAAGGGGUAAAGGCAGAUCUAGUACAAAGAUUGAAAAUACAUUCAGCAAGGGUGUUAGCAAGCCCA
Scutellospora calospora is the source of this 300-nucleotide messenger RNA. The record is from the annotation of a GenBank genome assembly. Lineage: Eukaryota; Fungi; Glomeromycota; Glomeromycetes; Diversisporales; Gigasporaceae.